UUCCGCACGGAUCUUUAUUCACGUAGCACCGUUCAUGCACAUGGGUAAACAAGGAGCUGGCUAAAUUCUAGAUUAAAUUACGUAAUUACGCGUGAUGGGGUGGUGGCAGUAAUCUCCUGUCAUAGUUUAUACAACAAAACAGUGCUUUAAAAAUAGAGUUUGAUCGAAAAUGGCGUCCUCGACAGAGCAGCAUGACAGCGACGACGGCAUGGACGAGUUCAUGGAUAAAUUCAAGACCCAGAGAUAUAAAAAUGCCUUCAGUGAAAACAGCUGGGAAGAGGAGUUUAACAAAGUGCCCAUGUUUAUGAAAACCGCACCUGAAGAGAUUGACCCACAAACAUACCCAGAACUAGCUUGCCUGCAGGCCAUUAUCCAUGAUGAAGAUAGACCCGCAGAAGAGCAAGCAAGGAGUCUGAAAGAUGAGGGGAAUGCGUUUUUCAAGGAGAAGAACUACCAAAAGGCCAUACUGUCCUACACCACAGGUUUGAAAAAGAAAUGUGGUGACCAGGACCUCAACACUGUUCUCCUCACCAACCGGGCGGCAGCACACUUCCACCUGGGCAACAUGCGCUCUGCACUGAAUGAUGCUGCAGCUGCAAAGAAGAUCAAACCAGACCACCUUAAAGCCUUGAUCAGGGGUGUUCAGUGUUGUAUAGAGCUGCACAACUUUGCAGAGGCCGUACAGUGGUGUGACGAGGGGCUCAAGGAGCAUCCCAAUGACAAGAAGCUGCUGGAGCUGAGAGCAGCAGCAGAUAAACACAAGAGAGCAGCAGAGAGAGAUGCCAGGAAGGCCAAGGCCAAAGAAAAAAAGUUGCAUAGUGAGAAAGAAGCCCUUCUGGCAGCUAUAAAGGAUCGAGGCAUCAAGCUUCUCCAGCCUCUGAAGCCUCGUCAGCAGGGUUCUGACAGUGAGGAUGAAGGGUCCUCAGCAGCGAUAUCACAGCUGAGCCUGGACAGCCUCAGCUCUCAGGAGGCUACGGGUGCUCAUGUCUUCCUGGACGAGCAGGGCUCCCUUCACUGGCCUGUUCUCUUCCUCUAUCCUGAGCACCAGCAGAGUGACUUCAUCUCUGCUUUCUGUGAGAACAGCAGCUUCAUAGAUCACCUGGCAGUCAUGUUUGGAGAAGAACUUCCACCUUGGGACACGGACAGAAAAUACAACCCACAAAAUUUGCAGGUGUACUUUGAAGACGCGAAGAAGGAGACACUCUACCAAGUAGACCCAGAGAUGUCACUUUUAAAAGUGUUGCAGCAUAAAAGGUUUUUCAUCAAGGCAGGCACUCCCAGCUUCAUUGUUCUGUCAAACGGCUCGUCAUUCAGGAAGCAGUUUUUAACAGAAAAGAAAAUACAAGGACUGUAAAAAUAUUGGCUUUCAAAUCAUGGACUUUUAGUAAACAAGAUUUCAUUUUCAACCCCAGAAGAUUUUGACACAGUGGCAAGCAUGUAUGUCUCUUGUGACCAAGAACAGGACAAGCUCUUUCUCCAACACCAGAUAUCAAUAUAAAUUAAUUUAAAACUAAAGAGAUUGCUAAAAGUUGUCCAGGUACAGAUUGACAAGAAACAAACAUAAAUCUAGUGCUACAAGUCUCAGUUUUUGUCAUCAACAAAACCAAAAUAAUCUCAAGCUCUGAUUUAUUAUCCGUUUAGGCAAUGAAUUUGUUUGAUUUUAAGAGACAUGGAUAGGUCCGACUUGUAAAAGAAAACCUUCCAGAAACAAAGGAAGAGAUUUAAAAAUACUGAAACAGAGUAUCAUUAAGUACUUCUGUAAAGACCAUGAUUCUUUUGAUUAUUAAAAAGCUGAAAGUCAUUCAGCAUACUCUGAUGCCAA
Molecule: messenger RNA, 1822 nt
Organism: Micropterus dolomieu (smallmouth bass)
Lineage: Eukaryota; Metazoa; Chordata; Actinopteri; Centrarchiformes; Centrarchidae
Gene: ttc4
Product: tetratricopeptide repeat domain 4
Exons: 10
Coding region: 170-1354 (394 amino acids)
Molecular function (GO): Hsp90 protein binding
Source: RefSeq, a predicted model, not a curated record